Molecule: messenger RNA, 2238 nt
Organism: Panthera uncia (snow leopard)
Lineage: Eukaryota; Metazoa; Chordata; Mammalia; Carnivora; Felidae
Gene: RRAGB
Product: Ras related GTP binding B
Exons: 11
Coding region: 688-1812 (374 amino acids)
Biological process (GO): regulation of autophagy; positive regulation of TOR signaling; cellular response to amino acid stimulus
Cellular component (GO): Gtr1-Gtr2 GTPase complex; lysosome; nucleus
Molecular function (GO): GTP binding; GTPase activity
Source: RefSeq, a predicted model, not a curated record
CGACUGGCGGCGCUCUGUCUUUCUCCGCGCAGUAUCUAUGGUAGUCUUCCCAGUCCACCCGCCCCUUGGGUAGCAGCCCGUCACAUGACGGGCUUUGGGAUUACAGGAGGUGCCCACGUGAUCCUGGCCUGCUGACGGUGCCCGCGGUGAGGUACCUGGGCUCCUGAAGGGCGGGCGUUUGGGUCAUAACUGCCGCUGCCGGCGGACGCUCUCGGGCGACCAGGGUCGGUAACGAGAAGCCGGUGGGGACAGUCACUACUUAGUGCCUACCGCACGGGUCUGCUCUUUCUGCCACCUCCGCCGUCUCCACCUCUUUUCGGGUGAAGUCACAUUUGCGUUUCGAGACUUUGGGUCCUGAGGCCCAAACUCGACACGAGUCCCCACCACUCCUCUUUUUCACUCAUCCUCCGUCUCUUCCUUUGCACCACCACAUCAUUUAGCCUUUGAACUGGCCAGCUAGGCUGUUCCUUGAGGCCAAGUUCAAGGCGGUUUAAAGUAACCGUGGGGAAAGCAGCCCCCCAGUGGACAAAGGCGGAGGCAAGAAUAGAGCAGGCCUAGCGGCCACAGGCAAUUAAAGUAGGCGACUGAGGGUGUGAACAGGAAAAAAGGAAAAAAAAAAAAAAAAAAAAAAGAAAAAAGAAAAAGAGUACUGCGGUUUAGAAAGGACUGGAAAGGACUUGUUGCACGAUGGAAGAAUCUGACUCUGAGAGAAAGAUGGAGAAAGAGAAUCUGGGGCCAAGAAUGGAUCCUCCCAUAGGGGAACCUGAAGGAUCGCUAGGGUGGGUGCUACCAAAUACAGCCAUGAAGAAAAAGGUGCUGUUGAUGGGUAAAAGUGGGUCUGGUAAGACCAGUAUGAGGUCUAUUAUCUUUGCAAAUUAUAUUGCCAGAGACACACGUCGCCUUGGUGCAACAAUACUAGACCGUUUACAUAGUCUUCAAAUUAAUAGCAGUUUGAGCACCUACUCUCUCGUAGACUCUGUUGGAAAUACAAAGACAUUUGAUGUAGAACAUUCUCAUGUUCGAUUUCUGGGAAACCUGGUAUUGAACCUGUGGGACUGUGGUGGACAGGACACUUUCAUGGAAAAUUAUUUCACUAGCCAGCGAGACAACAUCUUCAGAAAUGUGGAGGUUCUGAUAUAUGUGUUUGAUGUGGAAAGCCGUGAAUUGGAAAAGGACAUGCAUUAUUACCAAUCAUGCCUAGAGGCUAUUCUGCAGAAUUCUCCAGAUGCCAAAAUCUUUUGCUUAGUACACAAAAUGGAUCUGGUACAGGAGGAUCAACGGGACCUGAUUUUUAAAGAGCGAGAAGAAGAUCUGAGGCGUUUGUCUCGCCCAUUGGAAUGUUCUUGUUUCCGAACAUCUAUCUGGGAUGAAACUCUCUAUAAGGCUUGGUCCAGCAUUGUUUAUCAGCUGAUCCCCAAUGUUCAGCAGCUGGAAAUGAACCUAAGGAAUUUUGCUGAAAUUAUUGAGGCUGAUGAAGUCCUUUUGUUUGAGAGAGCUACUUUUCUGGUGAUUUCUCACUAUCAGUGUAAAGAGCAGCGUGAUGCCCACAGAUUUGAGAAAAUCAGCAACAUUAUUAAGCAAUUUAAGCUGAGCUGCAGCAAGCUAGCUGCUUCUUUCCAGAGCAUGGAAGUCAGGAACUCUAACUUUGCUGCUUUCAUUGACAUCUUUACAUCCAACACUUAUGUGAUGGUCGUGAUGUCUGAUCCAUCCAUUCCUUCUGCAGCUACUCUGAUCAACAUCCGCAAUGCCAGGAAACACUUUGAAAAGCUGGAAAGAGUGGAUGGACCAAAACAGUGUCUCCUCAUGCGCUAAACAUUGCCACAUGUUGUUUCAAAAAAUUUUGAAAUACUGUUUCUUAAUUAAUCUUAAUGUUGUAUUCAUAUAUGUAAGCUCUGAAAUGUGAUGCUUACCACUUGUGUAUUUCUUCCCCACAUCAGUCUCAACGUUUAACCUUGAAUGCUGUUUACUAAAAUAGCCAGUGAGAAGUUAGAAAAUGAGCUGUUCAUGGACUUGAUGUGACAUAAAAGUAUGUGAUAUGUAAGUGUUCUGAUAACAAGAUUCUAAUAGUGUGUGUUCUGAUAACCUGGUUCUAAUAGUUGUGUAUGCCAUAGCCUUUUCCAACAUCAUCUUGUAUUCCUCAUUGGAUAGUAACCUAUAAUUUGGAAUAUUACUAAUUUCUCAGCAUGCAUUAAAAUUAUUCCUUAACUUCAACUGUAAAUAAACUUUUGCUGUUAGGGA